Messenger RNA from Vicia villosa (hairy vetch), 992 nucleotides. RefSeq lists its product as uncharacterized. Bases 70 to 954 code for a protein of 294 amino acids. Gene Ontology annotation, molecular function: DNA binding. The record is from RefSeq and is a predicted model, not a curated record. Lineage: Eukaryota; Viridiplantae; Streptophyta; Magnoliopsida; Fabales; Fabaceae. The transcript is spliced from 5 exons.
GGGCUACAUGGUUGGAGGCGGAAAAAAACGGUUUAAUCGAAAGUCAUCGGAGCAAGAGUGUGGAACGUAAUGGAAGGAAUUGCAGUCAACCCAUCCGAAGCUACGGUGAAGACCACGACAUCAAGGGGUGUAGUUCGUCCGGCUGAAAUCCAACAGAUUCCGAAACGAACACGGAGUUAUGUGUUGAAACAGAUGUUAGAGGAGUGCCGUCGUGUGAAAAAAGAAAGCAUGGAUGCCAUUGAGGAAAUAGAGGAAGCGUUGGUGAAACCAGAACCUCUGUCUGAGGAAGAUGAACAGGGUGCACUGAGAAAAGAUGUUGUGGGUCAUGCUGAAAUUCCAGAACGCAGCAAAGGGAAACAACAGAAGUCAGGAAAAGGUGUUCAGCAUGGAAAAAAAAGCUAUCAUGUCGCUGUCUACAGGGCAUCCUUUCAAACUUCGUCAUCCCAAAGGAAUUCUGGAGCGAAAACAAUGUCGGACAGGGUGAAAGGCAAGAGGCAAGUUGUCGGAAACAGUGUGGACAAAUCACCAAAGUUGCAGGAAGACAAAGCCAAUGCAAGACCUUCUCGCAGGGGUGUCGGACGUGCUAAUUACAGAAGGAGUUCGACUUCUGCACCGGUGUCUGUUAAGGAGGCUAGCUGGACCAGGAUUGUGGACAACCCUGAGAAGCUGAGAAAGAAUGCUUUGUUUAUUCCAAGAGCUGUCAUUCGUGAAUGCAUCUAUGGCAAGAUUCCCAGAGUAACCUUGAUCGAUCGCAGCAAUGAUGUCCCCUACUACUGCCAGAUGAUGAAGAGGGAGGACACGGUGGAUAGGUAUUUAUGUGGCAUGUGGUCGGAUUUUUGCAAAGACCGCAACCUUCAGAAGGGAGACACACUGCGCUUCUCUAUCACAUAUCCUCCGGUGGAAUCGAUUGUGGUGGCUGUAGAGCGUGGAAAAGCAGAUGGAGUUUCGCGUUAAGGGGGUUGUUGGAGAUUAAGUCGUAGACUAUGUAGUAU